Molecule: messenger RNA, 912 nt
Organism: Microtus oregoni (creeping vole)
Lineage: Eukaryota; Metazoa; Chordata; Mammalia; Rodentia; Cricetidae
Gene: Mxd3
Product: MAX dimerization protein 3
Exons: 6
Coding region: 86-706 (206 amino acids)
Biological process (GO): regulation of transcription by RNA polymerase II
Molecular function (GO): protein dimerization activity; RNA polymerase II cis-regulatory region sequence-specific DNA binding; DNA-binding transcription factor activity, RNA polymerase II-specific
Source: RefSeq, a predicted model, not a curated record
GUCAGUUACAUUGAAACAAAAGUGGUUCCGCGGCUGCCAGGGCCAGCAUCCCCGGCCCUCCCGCUCGCCGGCGGCUGUCGCCGACAUGGAACCCGUGGCCAGCAACAUCCAGGUCCUGCUGCAGGCUGCGGAGUUCCUGGAGAGGCGCGAGAGAGAGGCGGAGCAUGGCUAUGCGUCCCUGUGUCCACACUACAGCCCCGGCACUGUCUACAAGAGGAGGAAGCGACCCGUGCAAGCUCCUGGUGCGCUGAACAGUGGACGGUCUGUGCACAAUGAGCUGGAGAAACGCAGGAGAGCCCAGCUGAAGCGGUGCCUGGAGCAGCUGAGGCAGCAGAUGCCCCUGGGGGUUGACUGUACCCGAUAUACCACAUUGAGCCUGCUGCGCCGGGCCAGGAUGCAUAUCCAGAAGCUGGAGGAGCAGGAGCAGCAGGCCCAGCGGCUCAAGGAAAAGCUUCGCAGUAAACAGCAGAGCCUACAGCAGCAGUUGGAGCAGCUCCAGGGGCUGCCCCGGGGUGGAGAGAGGGACAGGCCGCGAGCAGACAGCCUGGACUCUUCAGUUCUGUCCUCUGAGCGCUCAGACUCAGACCAAGAGGACGUGGAGGUGGAUGUGGAGAGCCUGGUGUUCGGAACUGAGACUGAGCUGCUUCAGAGCUUCAGUGCUGGCCAGGGGCUCAGCUAUUCACACAGCACCGGUACCUGGCUAUGACGCCAGCUGCCUCUCUCUCUGGACUGAGCCUGCCAGGCAGGGGAGCCCCACACAAGUUCCAAUGUCUGUUUAGAGCCACUUGUUGGGAGACCACAAAGACCCUUGUGUGGGGACAGGACUCUGCACUCUGCUGCACAGCUUGAGCCUGGGACACCUUCCUCAUCCCCCAGGGCAUUUUAUGUAGCCCUUGGCUCUGCUUUGCUGCC